Molecule: messenger RNA, 4094 nt
Organism: Nicotiana tabacum (common tobacco)
Lineage: Eukaryota; Viridiplantae; Streptophyta; Magnoliopsida; Solanales; Solanaceae
Source: RefSeq, a predicted model, not a curated record
CUUCCCGCGUGAAAAAGGAACCCUGGCCCCAUAGCCAAACCCCCUCUUGGACCCCCACUGUCUCCAAAACUGUAAUCUUCUUCAAGAAGCAAAAGGGAACCAUCAAAUUCAGUCAAUUCAUAAUUCACUCACUCACUCUUCUGUUCUAAUUUCUUGUAUUUCUUUCUUGGGUUGUGUUGUUGAUGGUCAUUUGGUUCAGAAAGGUGAACUUGGAUAUUGUGUGAACAAGCAAAUCCAAAAGUACUUGUGACUCGUUAAAGAAAAGAUGGGAUCAGAGGGCUCUGAAAAGGAUCUCGUAGUGACUCAAAUUAGUGUUGGUGGGUUUGACAAUGAUGUCAAUGCGAAAAUGCUUUCAGAAUAUCUGGAAGAACAAGUUGGACAAGUAUGGAGAUGUAGAUUAAAGAUUUCAGCCACCCCUCCUGACUCUUACCCAACUUAUGACAUUGAUGCAGAGAGGGUGCAUAGAAUGAAAGAUUACGAAAAAGUGGUACCUCAUGCAUUCGUUCAUUUUGCAUCUUCAGAGUCCGCAAAGCAUGCUCUGGCUGCUGCUGGGGGUAAUGAGCUCAUAUUAGGAAAGAAGCCUUUGAUUGUUAGUUUGGGACCUGAGAAUCCCUAUCGUCUGAAUCAGCGGAGAAGAACUACCAUGCCCUUUAGAUUUUCAGAUGUUAGUGUAGAGUUGGGAGUACUGGUUAGUAAAGAUGACUUUGUGGUUGGUUGGAGGGGACCUCGCACUGGUGUUGACUUUUUUGUGGACCCAUUCAACGGGGCAUGCAGAAUACUUUUCACAAAGGAUACUGCUUUCUCUUUCAGGGGUGAAGCCAGACAUGCCAUUAUAAAAUGCAAUUUCAAGAUUGAGUUUAUGGUAAGGGAAAUCAAUGAGAUAAAGAAAUGUAAAGACUUUACGUCUUUGGUAAUACUGUUGCAGUUGGCUUCAUCUCCAUUGGUUUUCUAUAGAACUGCUGAUGAUGAUAUUGAAGAAUCAGUUGCAUUUGACUUGUUAGACGAUGAUGAUCAAUGGAUCCGUACCACAGACAUUACAGGUAGUGGAGCCAUUGGUAGGUGUAAUACCUACCGUAUUUCAAUUCGACCUCGCAAUGGUCCUAGCUUUGAGAAGGCCAUGGCAUAUUUCAGUUUUCGUAGGGUUCCCAUGGUAGAAAUGUGUAACCGGAAGAUGCUCCGGGUGAGGGACGAGCCUGAUUUUGGGGUGUCCAUGUCAGAUCCUUUCUUCUGCUUCCAAAAUGAAGGUAUAAGCUUUAAGGUCAUGUUUCUGGUGAAUGCGGUUUUGCACAAAGGCAUAGUUAAUCAGCAUCAAAUGACUAAUGAAUUCUUUUACUUACUUAGAAGUCGUCAGGAGGAGGUUAAUUUAGCUGCACUGAAGCACAUGUUUUCUUACAAAUGGCCUGUCAAUGAUGCUAUUCAGAAGUUAGUAGGCAUCCAGAAAUGGCUGUUGAAAAACCCUAAACUUCUCGAGAGAACUGGAGAGUUGGAUGAUAUUGUAGAGGUUAGGAGAUUGGUUAUCACCCCAACCAAAGCAUACUGUCUUCCACCGACUGUGGAGCUUUCCAACAGAGUCCUCAGGAAUUAUAAACAUGUUGCAGAUCGAUUUUUGCGAGUUACAUUCAUGGACGAGGGCAUGCGGAACUUGAAUAGGAAUGUGCUGACAUACUAUGCUGCUACCAUUGUGAGGGAAAUCACAUCAAAUUCGAAUCCCCAGAGAACUGCAAUCUUCCAAAGGGUGAAAAGUAUUCUGAGUAAAGGAUUUCAUUUGUGUGGUCGAAAGUACUCCUUUUUGGCAUUCUCAGCUAACCAGCUGAGGGAUCGUUCUGCCUGGUUUUUUGCAGAAGACCCUAAAAUUAGGGUACCCGGCAUCAUAAGCUGGAUGGGGAGGUUCAGUAACAGGAAUGUCGCCAAAUGUGCAGCUAGGAUGGGACAGUGCUUUUCAUCAACUUAUGCAACAGUGGAAGUCCCUUCAAGGGAGGUUAACUCAGAGCUUCCAGAUAUUGAAAGAAAUGGGUAUGUUUUCUCUGAUGGAAUCGGCAUGAUAUCAGCAGAUCUAGCUAUAGAAGUUGCAGAGAAGCUGCAUUUAAGUGUCAACCCUCCUUCUGCUUAUCAGAUAAGGUAUGCUGGUUGUAAAGGUGUUGUUGCUUGUUGGCCGACAAAGAAUGAUGGCAUCCGCCUUUCUCUGAGGCCAAGUAUGAAGAAAUUCGACUCAAAUCACACUAUCCUUGAAAUAUGCUCUUGGACGAGAUUUCAACCUGGUUUCCUGAACCGGCAAAUAGUAACCCUGCUCUCUUCCUUGGACGUUAAAGAUGGAAUAUUCUGGGAAAUGCAAAAAGAAAUGAUAUCAGGGUUGGAUAAAAUGCUCGUGGAUUCGGACGUGGCUUUUGAUGUCAUCACAGCUUCAUGUGCUGAGGCAGGAAAUACUGCAGCUCUAAUGUUGAGUGCAGGUUUUAAACCUCAAAGUGAGCCUCAUUUAAGAGGGAUGCUCUCUAGCAUAAGAGCUUCUCAGCUUGGGGACCUCAGGAAUAAGGCAAGGAUAUUUGUUCCUUCGGGAAGGUGGUUGAUGGGCUGUUUGGAUGAAUUAGGUGAGCUUGAGCAAGGCCAAUGCUUUAUUCAAGUGUCAAGCCCUUCUUUGGAGAAUUGUUUUAUUAAGCAUGGUCCGAAAUUUUCUGAUAUAAAGCAAAAUCUUCAAGUAGUAAAGGGCCUUGUUGUAAUUGCAAAGAACCCGUGUCUUCAUCCUGGGGAUGUGAGGAUUCUGGAGGCUGUAGAUGUUCCUGGUUUACACCAUCUCUAUGAUUGUCUGGUCUUUCCUCAGAAGGGGGAUAGGCCACAUUCAAAUGAAGCAUCAGGAAGUGACCUGGAUGGUGACCUCUACUUUGUGACUUGGGAUGAAAAUCUCAUCCCACCCAGUAAGAAAAGCUGGAUCCCGAUGAACUAUGAACCUGCGGAAGUCAAACAGUUGGGUCGUCAAGUUAAUCAUAUGGACAUAAUAGAUUUUUUUUCAAAAAACAUGGUCCAAGAGAGUCUAGGAGAAAUCUGCAACGCACAUGUGGUUCAUGCUGACCUCAGUGAAUUUGGAGCUUUGGAUGAGAAGUGCCUAAAAUUGGCAGAGCUUGCUGCUCUAGCCGUUGACUUCCCCAAAACUGGAAAACUUGUGACCAUGCCGUUUGACCUCAAACCAAAAAUGUAUCCCGACUUCAUGGGGAAAGAGGAAUUCCAAUCAUACAAGUCAAAGAAAAUUUUGGGCAAAUUGUAUAGGCAAGUGAAAGAUGUAUGUGAUACAGAGGGUGAAGUAUCUGCUGGACUUGAGCUUGUCCCAAACGACAUCCCAUAUGACUCUAGUCUUGAGAUCCCAGGAUCCACAGCUUUCAUAGACGAUGCAUGGAACAGCAAAUGUUCUUAUGAUGGUCAGUUGCAUGGACUUUUAGGGCAAUACAAAGUUAACAGGGAAGAAGAGGUGGUUACUGGACAUAUAUGGUCCAUGCCGAAGUACAGUGCUAAGAAGCAAGGGGAAUUAAAAGAGAGGCUGAAGCACGCAUAUAAUACGCUGAGGAAGGAGUUCAGGAAUGUCUUCGAGCGUAUGGAUCCUGAUUUUGAUCUUCUUCCCGAUGAUGAGAAGAAUGAUAUGUAUGAAAGAAAGGCAUCUGCAUGGUAUCAGGUCACCUACAAUCCUCAUUGGGUUGCUAGAUCACUGGAGUUGCAAUUGCCAGAUGCUAUCUCAAGUACUGUAAUGCUAAGUUUUGCAUGGAUUGCAGCAGAUUACCUUGCUCGAAUUAAAAUUAGGCACAGGGGAUUGCAGUAUUCCGACUCUACCAAGCCAAUCAAUUCCCUUGGAAGGUAUCUUGUUGACAAAAUAUGAUACUCAUCAACUCUUUGGCUGCAAGGCCUCUCUGCCAUUAUCAAACCUGGUUUGAUGUCCUUUAGGACCUCCCAAUCCUCCUGUUUCCUUACGUUGAUCUGUUGUUAUAUGUAAUUUCAUCCAUGAGUUUGCCUGCUGAUACUGGUGAUUUGCUUGUUGCCCGAGUUUUCUUGGAAUAGUUCUCAUAUAUUUUUGGUUUUUAUGAAUGUUUUCGCAUUUCAGAAUUGUCUCAUGA